GUCCAGUUUGAGUGUUUUUUGCAGCUUGUUCCAGUCGCUAGCUGCAGAUCGGUCAAUCAGUGCUAGAGGAGUAGAGUUUUAAGGGAUUUUCACAAAAUUCUAAAUGCCGGAAAAUCCAUCAAACCGGACUUUAUGGGUUCUUGAGGGAAAUGUGUUCCUUGUGAGGAGAGGGACCUAUGGACCACAUUUCAUGACUCUAGGUCACACCGGGUGCGGGGGCUGAACUUUAAAAGUUAGCAUAUUCAAUUGCUUGUUAUAGCGCCACCAUGUGGCCAAUUGGCAUAGUAUUGCAUGAGAGGGUGUGGCCCUUUGUCCUUUACCACGUUGCUAUGUUGCCCAUUUCUGGGCCUUAUCAUCUCACGGGAAUUUGCUUUUUUUUCACCAAAACGGCAGAAAAAUCUAAAUAAUAAUAAGAAUAAUGAACUGGAACAAAAACAACAGGGGUUCUAUUCUAUCAGGCAACAAUCCGGUUAUCCUUCACAGACCGAAUCAACACCGCCACCUUGUGUUCAGAUCAUGGAAUCAUCUGAAGACGUAAUACAAAGCAGAAUAAACGGUGCUGAUGUGAUUAACUCGGGGAACCGAAUGAGCGAUUACCAUCUAUCGUCAAGUAUCCUAGAGGAGUAGGAACUAGGCUAGAAUAUCUAUCGCCAAGUAUCCUAGAUGAGUAGGAACUGGGCUAGAGCGAGUGGAAUCUCGGUUGUGUUUCCUGAAGACUUGCUCACUUGAUCAGGUAGUAAGUUACUUUGUAUCAAGGAUGUAGCCAACUGCUUUCUACAAAGGCCUGCUUGGAUGCAACACCUCCAAUAUUCUUUCCAGGGUAGACUGCUGGAUUUGUAUUGUAGAUAUGCUGCUGUUCAGUCGCUGUUUUUGGUCAGAUGUGGCCAGACAUUACGGACAAGAUGGAGGCUACAGCUCCUGGAGGCGUACAGUAUAAUAGCAGAGUGUUGCGUUAAUACCGAUAUCCGUGUUUCCGGAGGGGACACCUGCACUCUCCAACUUCACACUAAGCGGGCCUAUUCUUAAUGCACAUAUCAUAGGCCUGUUUAUUAGGCUAUUGGACAGCGUGAUGAAGAAGAAAUAGGAAUUCGGUUCAAUUAUUGUUUCUUCCAAAUCGGAGUCAUGCUGCCAUUUCAUUUGUAGGCUACCCCAUCGAAGAGAGAGUGUAGGUUUAGUAUAGUCUUCAACAGCCUACAUCCCCUUAAUACUGUAUGGUCACAAAGCCGUCCGUUCCAGCCGGUGGUCAGCAGAAUGACUGAUCCAAGCAGCAACACGGACUUUAUGGCUGCCUACUCCGGUAUCACCAGACCAAAUGGAGCUGGCUGUGGGUUACCUCGUCGGACCGUGCUGAACUCUCCCCCUCCUCACGGCAGACUGACGUCCCUGCGGUCCCGGGACCUGACUCUGGGCGGGUUCAAAAAGAAAACCUUCGUACCCAAUGUCCAUUCUCUGAGGAAGAGUAAAGAUGAGUUAAAGGAAGAGGCCCAUGUUGCACCAAAGGACAGAAGAGAGAGGGAGGAGAGGCACAGGGAGAGCAGAGUGGAGAGAAGAGAGCGCCCCCCUCAGACCAUUCAGUCCCACUCCAUCUUUGAACAGGGUCCUGCAGGCACAAUAAGGAAAGCAGGGGGGUGGCGAGGGACCGACCUGAGAGACAGCGGAUCCUCUCCUGGAGCCAAGUGUUUUAAGAAGGAGAGACGCGCCUCAGAGGAAGACGAUAAUGACAUGUUACAGAAGCUUCAACGGGAUGAUUUUUUGGAUGAUCCUGGUUUGAAAAAUAAUGCCAAGAACAGGCCGAUUCAACUGCCACUGUAUCAAUCCAGCAACUUCCUGAAAACAGAGGCAAUAACAACUCCAUGGUUCAGAGCCUCUGCUGCUACUGGCCCAGACCAGCCCCUUCAGUACGGACCAGGCCAGGGGGUCCUGAGCCCAGACCAGCCCCUUCAGUACGGACCAGGCCAGGGGGUCCUGAGCCCAGACCAGCCCCUUCAGUACGGACCAGGCCAGGGGGUCCUGAGCCCAGACCAGCCCCUUCAGUACGGACCAGGCCAGGGGGUCCUGAGCCCAGACCAGCCCCUUCAGUACGGACCAGGCCAGGGUACGGACCAGGCCAGGGGUCCUGAGCCCAGACCAGCCCCUUCAGUACGGACCAGGCCAGGGGUCCUGAGCCCAGACCAGCCCCUUCAGUACGGACCAGGCCAGGGGGUCCUGAGCCCAGACCAGCCCCUUCAGUACGGACCAGGCCAGGGGGUCCUGAGCCCAGACCAGCCCCUUCAGUACGGACCAGGCCAGGGGGUCCUGAGCCCAGACCAGCCCCUUCAGUACGGACCAGGCCAGGGGGUCCUGAGCCCAGACCAGACCCCUCAGUACGGACCAGGCCAGGGGGUCCUGAGCCCAGACCAGCCCCUUCAGUACGGACCAGGCCAGGGGGUCCUGAGCCCAGACCAGCCCCUUCAGUACGGACCAGGCCAGGGGGUCCUGAGCCCAGACCAGACCCCUCAGUACGGACCAGGCCAGGGGGGUCCUGAGCCCAGACCAGCCCCCUUCAGCCAGGGGGUCCUGAGCCCAGACCAGACCCCUCGGUACGGACCAGGCCAGGGGGUCCUGAGCCCAGACCAGCCCCCUCAGUACGGACCAGGCCAGGGGGUCCUGAGCCCAGACCAGACCCCUUCAGUACGGACCAGUCCAGGGGGUCCUGAGCCCAGACCAGCCCCUUCGGUACGGACCAGGCCAGGGGGUCCUGAGCCCAGACCAGCCCCCUCAGUACGGACCAGGCCAGGGGGUCCUGGGCCCAGACCAGACCCCUCGGUACGGACCAGGCCAGGGGGUCCUGAGCCCAGACCAGACCCCUCAGUACGGACCAGUCCAGGGGGUCCUGAGCCCAGACCAGACCCCUCAUACGGACCAGGCCAGGGGGUCCUGAGCCCAGACCAGACCCUUCAGUAUAGACCAGUCCAGGGGGUCCUGAGCCCAGACCAGACCCUUCAGUACGGACCAGGCCAGGGGGUCCUGAGCCCAGACCAGCCCCUUCAGUACGGACCAGGCCAGGGGGUCCUGAGCCCAGACCAGACCCUUCAGUACGGACCAGGCCAGGGGGUCCUGAGCCCAGACCAGACCCCUCGGUACGGACCAGGCCAGGGGGUCCUGAGCCCAGACCAGACCCCUCAGUACGGACCAGGCCAGGGGGUCCUGAGCCCAGACCAGCCCUCUGUAGCAGAGCUCUUCCACCAGCUGACGGUUUCAGAGACAGAAGAGUUGCUGUUCAUCCAGCUACCUGAUACUAUCCCUGGCCAGCCAACCACAGCAUCCGCCCCGAGCCAGCCAACCACAGCCCCCGGCCAGCCAAUCAUAGCCCCAGAGAAAAAUGCUAAAAAAGACUCCAAGUCCGAUGGCAAGCGCUCCUCUCACAUUAAAGCACCAGACCCUGCUGGUAAAGACGUUCCUGUCCUGUCAGAGUUCACAGAGGGGAUUCUGGGUAAACUACAGAUCAGGAAGUCUGGCAAGGUGCAGCUGCUGCUGGGAGACAUCACUAUGGACAUCUCAGAGGGAGAGGCCUUCCCCUUCCUACAGCAGCUGGUGUCUGUGCGUCUGUCUGAGGGCCUGACUGGAGACAUGAGGAUCCUGGGGAACGUCAAGCACAAGCUGGUCUGCUCUCCAGACCUCCAGGCUCUGCUACAGGAGCCAUCACCUCACCAAUCAGCACAUCUCUAACUCUGCUACAGGAGCCAUCACCUCACCAAUCAGCACAUAUCUAACUCUGCUACAGGAGCCAUCACCUUACCAAUCAGCACAUCUCUAACUCUGCUACAGGAGCCAUCACCUCACCAAUCAGCACAUCUCUAACUCUGCUACAGGAGCCAUCACCUCACCAAUCAGCACAUCUCUAACUCUGCUACAGGAGCCAUCACCUCACCAAUCAGCACAUCUCUAACUCUGCUACAGGAGCCAUCACCUCACCAAUCAGCACAUCUCUAACUCUGCUACAGGAGCCAUCACCUUACCAAUCAGCACAUCUCUAACUCUGCUACAGGAGCCAUCACCUUACCAAUCAGCACAUCUCUAACUCUGCUACAGGAGCCAUCACCUCACCAAUCAGCACAUCUCUAACUCUGCUACAGGAGCCAUCACCUUACCAAUCAGCACAUCUCUAACUCUGCUACAGGAGCCAUCACCUUACCAAUCAGCACAUCUCUAACUCUGCUACAGGAGCCAUCACCUUACCAAUCAGCACAUCUCUAACUCUGCUACAGGAGCCAUCACCUUACCAAUCAGCACAUCUCUAACUCUGCUACAGGAGCCAUCACCUUACCAAUCAGCACAUCUCUAACUCUGCUACAGGAGCCAUCACCUCACCAAUCAGCACAUCUCUAACUCUGCUACAGGAGCCAUCACCUCACCAAUCAGCACAUCUCUAACUCUGCUACAGGAGCCAUCACCUUACCAAUCAGCACAUCUCUAACUCUGCUACAGGAGCCAUCACCUUACCAAUCAGCACAUCUCUAACUCUGCUACAGGAGCCAUCACCUUACCAAUCAGCACAUCUCUAACUCUGCUACAGGAGCCAUCACCUUACCAAUCAGCACAUCUCUAACUCUGCUACAGGAGCCAUCACCUCACCAAUCAGCACAUCUCUAACUCUGCUACAGGAGCCAUCACCUCACCAAUCAGCACAUCUCUAACUCUGCUACAGGAGCCAUCACCUCACCAAUCAGCACAUCUCUAACUCUGCUACAGGAGCCAUCACCUUACCAAUCAGCACAUCUCUAACUCUGCUACAGGAGCCAUCACCUCACCAAUCAGCACAUCUCUAACUCUGCUACAGGAGCCAUCACCUUACCAAUCAGCACAUCUCUAACUCUGCUACAGGAGCCAUCACCUCACCAAUCAGCACAUCUCUAACUCUGCUACAGGAGCCAUCACCUUACCAAUCAGCACAUCUCUAACUCACCUUUUUC
Molecule: messenger RNA, 4952 nt
Organism: Coregonus clupeaformis (lake whitefish)
Lineage: Eukaryota; Metazoa; Chordata; Actinopteri; Salmoniformes; Salmonidae
Product: glutenin, high molecular weight subunit PW212-like
Exons: 12
Coding region: 1252-3708 (818 amino acids)
Biological process (GO): transcription by RNA polymerase III
Cellular component (GO): RNA polymerase III complex
Molecular function (GO): DNA binding
Source: RefSeq, a predicted model, not a curated record